AUGACCUCAGUGCCGGAACUGACCGACCUCUUCACCCGGCUCGCCACCCACUUAAACGACACGUCGUUGCCUCAUCGCACUUCCCAAGACCAACAAGCCGAAUCUGCUCUGGGCCUAUCAAUUUCGAAUCUGAACCAGUCCCUAAACCUCGGCGGCAAUUCUAGGGUUAGGGUUUUGGACACGGUCCUAUCUCUGAUGUGCUUCAAAGCGCCCCAGGUUUUCGAUUCGGUGAUUGCGUAUUCGGUGAAGACAAUUGUCACUGUUUUGUUGUCUUCGAUUCGCUGUGACGUCUUUCGGAGACCGAAAGAUGAAAUCUUGGUGAUUGGGAGCUCCAUUUCUCGCCGAGAUUGCGGUGAUUGGAUCGAAUCGUGUGGUGAGAUUCUUGAGAAAUUGGAGGGACAUGGUAAGCUUUCGGAGUCUUUACUGUGUGCCAUUGUGAGAGUUGCUAGUUCGGCAUCUCUGUAUCGGCAGCCGUCAAUUCCCAUUCGUGAUGUGAAAUCAGUGGAUGGGAGGAAUAGCUUGAUUUCGAAGCUGCUAUGUCAUUUGCCUAGUGCAACGUUGCUUGAUAACGACAAAAUAUCUCUCAGGUUGCUGAUUUGGUAUCUUGAUCCACUGGUUUUGAAGCGUGAUGUUUCAAACAUCUUGCAAGUAGCCAUGAGGAGGCCAUUCCUUUGUUUGAGUAAAGAGUUUCAUGAGAGUACUGAGUGGCGCUCCAUUAUCAUAUCCUUGGUACUUUCUCCCAUGAUGUUUGUUGAGGCCAGAGUUUUGUUGCACAGAUGGUUCCUACUCACGGGUUUGGCUUCUGUGCAUGAGCUUCUAAUUCAAUUGGUCUCAGUGACAUUAGAUGUGAUUUUGAGACCCAUGUUCUGGGACAUAUCAGCAGAAUUGGGAGGAAAGUUACCGUUUUCCAAUGCUUAUUUUCCUUACAACCACCACUUGUUAAGGAACUUGGCUGGACCCCUCUCCUAUGAUGGUUUCCUACAUCUACUGAACGAGACAAGUGAACCGGUACCUUCUGCCAAGACUCAACUUUAUCCAUCUAUUAAGUCACCUAUACUGAAGGUUUCAGCUGUCGAUCACAAGUCUAUCUGGUCCCUGGCUAUCAACUUCCCAGAUUGGUUCUACUUUGCUUCUGCAUUGCUGUUCUCAGAGAAAGGUUCCCACAACAAUUGUCAUAAAGUAUGCUUAUUGGCAGCAUCCAAAGUUGGGAAAACACAUUAUGAAGAACUGCCUUCCAUUGCGGCAGCAAGGUACAUCGCUUGGAUUUUGAGUCCUGUUAGUAAGUCUCACCAGAAUAGGCUGGCCGAUUGCUUGAUUAAACAUUCAGAGUCCCCGGCUUUUAAACAGUCACGUGACAAAGAAACAUUCUACAAGAAGAAACUCAAGAAACUCAAACUCUGUGAAGAGGAUCAUACUUCCACAAGAGAGUAUGAUGAUCAAAGCAUUGCAGUCUGGCUCAAUGGAUUCAAUAAAAUAUGCACGGUAUAUUGCUGUGAAAAUGUUAACAGUUAUGAAUCAUCUGAAAGAAAACCAUCCGGUGGUCUUAGUCUGCAGAAAAAUGUCUUGUUCCAGAGAAUCCCACUAGGUAUCUUGCUUUGUUGCUCCAGUCGUCUCAGUGAAGAGGGAUUAGAACUGCUGCUGAAUUAUGCCACCACGGGCAGAAUUUUUCAGUCAAGGGAAACUAAGACUCCCGGACUGAAGCAUAUAAAAUGGAACUCCAGAGGGAAUAAGAACCCAAUUUCAUGGACUGAUGAAUGUAACGAAAAAGAGGUUGUAGCAGGUGCAUUUCUUGUUUUCAGCUUCACCGAUAUUGUUGAAAGUAUGUGUUCUUCACUAUUUGAGACCCAAGAGGCUAGCAUAGACUUCAUUUGCCGGGUGAAAGUGCAGGUCGGCAAAUACUUGAUUAAAUGCAUUAAGAGGUUCAUUCAACUCGGAGUUGAUGAUGAUGUGGUGGUGAUGGAUCUCUGCAGUAGAUUGGAGCAGUGGAGGCAUCAAGGACGAGUAGUAUUGGAGCUCCAGAAAGAUGUUGAUAAUGUCAUUCAAGUCCUAAAUCAGAUAUUUGCCUUCUGUGUUUCAUGA
This is a messenger RNA of Fragaria vesca subsp. vesca, 2079 nucleotides long. RefSeq lists its product as uncharacterized. Lineage: Eukaryota; Viridiplantae; Streptophyta; Magnoliopsida; Rosales; Rosaceae. The coding region runs from base 1 to 2079 and encodes 692 amino acids. The record is from RefSeq and is a predicted model, not a curated record. The transcript is spliced from 6 exons.